Podarcis lilfordi (Lilford's wall lizard) is the source of this 9471-nucleotide messenger RNA. The record is from the annotation of a GenBank genome assembly. Lineage: Eukaryota; Metazoa; Chordata; Lepidosauria; Squamata; Lacertidae.
UGAGGGCACUUCCCCUCCAAGCCUCCAGGGGGCAGUGCUCCCUCCUUUUGGGGGCGGGUAGGGGAAUCUCUCUCUGCCUUGUCGGCCAGGUGACGUGUAACGCCUGCGCGCUGAGCUCGGCCUUUUCCCCCAGCGCUGCGGCUUGCGGACGUUUCGCUGCGCGGCCCCCGGCCUUAGCGAAAGCGGACAGAACCGAGAACCAUGGUCAGUACCGGCACCAAAUGGGCCAGGAUGGGAAGGGGAGAGUCGGCUCCGCUUUCUCGAACCCCGGCUGCCCGCUUCCUCGCUCGCUGCCGGCCGGAUGGAUUCGGAUUGCGCAGCUGGCAGGCCCGGCUGCGGAAGCGAGUUCCAGCGUGGCCUAAUGGCUGCAAGCAGCCGCCGUUAAGCCGCUGCCAGUAGAAGGGCCGCGGCUGGUGCUCCCCCUAAACACGCCUCCCCGGGUCGGUUUCUAAGGUUCUCCCACGCCUCGGGUUCCCCCGUUUUGGUUCCGUUUGCAUUCUUCGGUCCCGCCCGCACAGCGCCUCUUUUCCCCCGCUCUCCGACUUGGUUGCAUUUUCUCCUCCUGCCUCCCAAAAUCUUCCGGCCCUUGAGCGCAGCAGUGGCGAAAGGUUCGGGCCUUGCGUGUCUGAAAGCACCCCCCCAGGCGUGCACACAUGGCUCCGGGCCUGGCCUUCACGAUAGCUGCGCGAUCGGGAAGCGGGGGUGGGGAGGAAGCGUGAUGGAUAACUUGCGGGUCAAGACGCAGGCCGUCUGAAGGCGUUGCGGGCAAUUGGAGGGGAGAGUCUCGAAUCGCAGGUCUCGCGUAAAGCAGUGUCCCUCGUUUCUGGAAGCUUUGCGCUGUGUUGUGUCCUGGGGGGUCAGGCGAUGCCCCCGUUUAAAGACUGUCUUGGAAGAGCCACAUGUCUCACCGCGUGCAAACUUCCACAGCACAUCAGUUUCAUCCCGACUUUGUCAAAUACGUGUCACUGGCAAAGCUGGAUUUGCUGGCAUGUGUGUAACUUGCUGAAAGGCAGGUUCUAGAGCUUUAGCUGCCAUCCCAACCCAGGGCCUGUGGAUCUGUCUCGUUGUUGCCUAUAGGAAAAUGUAAUGAUACCAAGGUGUGAUGGCUUUUUGAAGUAAGGCAAGGCGUUGGUGGGAUAAUUUUAUUAACAUCUUCUCCCCUCUAGUGGAUGGUCAGCAUAAAUCCUUCAGUUUUGGGAAGACUUGAUUUCCACAUUGCCAUCCAGACACCUUGCUACUUGCUACUUUCAAACUUAGUAUUUACUAUAUUUUCCCCAUCAUUGCCAUAAAUGCUUUAUGUAGUCCAAUUGUAGUUACUGGAUUCUGGAAAGCUUUGAAACUUUCAAUGGCAUGUUAUAUUAAAACAGUAAGCGUUUUAUAAUUGAAGAUGAAGGUGUCAUUAAUGGGUGCUAAGCACUUUGCUACUGAGCAAGUUUGAAGACUUUGCUUUCCUCUGCAUCACAGCCAUAAAGAAGUCUUAAGUUUAUAAUAUGUGUUUUUUAGGCUGUGUGUGCACUUUUCAAACACAUUUCCAUUUUUCUCCUUGUUGACUUAAGUUCAUGCUAUCUUCACUUGCAAGAUUAUUAUGCAAACAUUUUUGACAUUAAUGUUUCUGUGUUGCAUUUAUUCAAGGGGUUCGUGAAAGUUGUCAAGAAUAAGGCCUACUUCAAGAGGUAUCAAGUCAAAUUCCGAAGAAGGAGAGGUAUGUUUUAUUUCUUGGCAAGCUUUCAAUAAAUUAGAUGGAUGUGGCCUUGAACCUGCAGUUUCUAAAUACAUUCCAAUGUGUCACCUUUCUGUUUCAGAGGGAAAGACUGAUUACUAUGCUCGUAAACGUUUGGUGAUUCAAGAUAAAAACAAGUACAACACCCCUAAAUAUAGGAUGAUUGUACGUGUCACCAACAGAGAUAUCAUUUGCCAGGUAAGGUCUCCUUUCUGUCCUUGAUUGUACUGCAGAGAGCUGCUUUGCACUUCACAAAUUUCCUUCAUAGAAAUGCCCAUGUAACAUGUACAUAAGCCUUUAUAAAGGAAGAGAAGAACCUAUUAUUUUUCUAAAGUAGUUCUUAGGCAGAAACUAUUCUAAACCCUAGAAUAGGCCAUAUCCUGUGACAAUACUUCCUUUUGUAGGAAAGCAAGACUUGGUAAUGGAUAAAUUUGAGGAAGUGUCUUGAAUGUUUUUUCUAAGAAGGAAUCUUUAAAAUCAGCAAAAUAGGCCCUUUAUGUUACCAUCUCAAAACAUUUUUUCAUCCCCUGGAAUUCUUUGCCAGGUAUAUAUAUUACUGCAUAUCCACUUUGCCUUUUUGGCUCAAAGGAGCUUAUUGAACAAGCUCCGCUUUCUGCUACUUAAUUUCUGAAGUGCUUCUCUGUGCAAAGAUACGUGUUGCAUCUCAAAACGUUCAGCAUGCUUUCAUUAGGAACAAAAGAGCUACCAGCCUGUAGAAAAUGCUGAGAGUGAAGGUGAAAUUAUUCUUUCACAAAUCUUCGUAUGGCAUUUUCUUUUAACUGUUCUAUUAGUUCUUCUAAAAAUAUUCCCCUGACCCUUCCUGCUUAUGAGUAUCAUGUAGAAAAGAAGCAGGGAACAAAUUGCGAAGACGUUUCUCAGGCUAUUUAACUGGCAUGGCUACCAACAAGUGAGCACUGAGAAUUGUAGUUUUGCAAAAGGGCUAGUAAUCACUAGUAUAACUCUCAGUGCCUUUCCCAAACUACAAUUUCCAUGGUUCUUUUGAGGAAGCCAUAACUUGAACUAGUGUAAAAUCAGUUUUAAACUUACACUGCAUGUGUUGCAUUUCUGAAUUUGGUAAGGACUGGCACAGAAAUUGUCAGAAUUCCAUUUUGAGUGUAACUUCUGAUCUUGGAUAAGUGUAUGUCAGUGGUUUUCAAAGUUGUAGAUCUUUCAUCGCAUGAGUGAGAUAUUUUAUGCUUAAUUUACCUGAAUCUGGAAGACAGGACUGCUGGACAGCUUUUUUAAAAAAAAUCACUUCAAUAUCAUUGGCAAAGUUGCAUUUUUUUUAAAAAAAUUAUUAAAGAUUUCUUGGUUUACAAAAGUAUGUGCGAUGUCUCUUUUUCAGGUUACGUUUUCUACAGAUCAGUUUCAUUUGUUGACAUUAGUGUUACAUUAGGAAGAAAAGGGGGAAAGAGGUGGAGGGUGGAAAUGAUGAGUGGGGUAGGAUUGGGUGGCAAUGCUACUAUUCUACUUGGCAAAGUUGCAUUUGAUGGUUUGCUGUUGUAGACCCUUUUACGUGGAAAUUGCCAUGUGCUAAGCAAAUCUCCAGAAGUACUAUUGAUUUCCAAAGCUAUGAAUGAAACAGGUUUCUUUAGUCUAUACAUCUCUUACUUUUUGACAACAGUGUUCAAACGUCUUUGCAAUUUGGGAUGCAAAAACUGGAAAAAAAAUGGACUAAAUAUGUAUAUCAUCACUGGCAGUCUUUCCCCUGUUAUAUUUUCAUAUUGGAAUGCCUUGGAAAACCUGGAAAAGGUUAAGCAUGUGCCAUACAGUCCUGAGGAACCAGCUGUCCUGGAUGAGAAGCUGAGUGGCAAACUGUCCUGGUCUUAUAGCAGCACUUGCCUAACAGCCCUUAUUUCUGCCACCACCAUUCUUUGUAGUUGGAUAACUAAAAUGCAGGACUAUUGUAGCUACUGUGUAUGUGUAUUCUCCCUUUGUCUGUGGCUUAAAGUACCAGUAGUCCUUCACAGUCAAGAGAGUCUCAACAUGUCCCUCUGAGGGCGUGGGAAAGGAGGAGCAGGAUCAAUAGAUCAACGGUAGGGGGCAAGGUGGGAACUGAGCAGAUGAUGAAGGGAGAGAAUGAUUUGGUCAGUGUCUUUUAUAAGGUUUUAUUAUUCCGAUGAAGAUCUAGCAGUUGCUGAUACGUGCUUUACUUACUCAUGCUUCUUAGGUAGAUAUACAGUGUUUACAGACAUUGUGGGUGCACUCUGGUAUGGGGGGAAAAACAUGGGGGAAGGUUGGCACUACAGGACUGCUGACUUUGAUGGCACUCCUCUCAAACAGAGGGAAGACUGCAGUGAAUUAAUAUUGCAGCUGUUUGGUUGGAGGUCGCCCACUAACCUUGUUUUUGUUGUCAGAUCGCAUAUGCCAGAAUUGAAGGCGACAUGAUUGUCUGUGCCGCAUACGCUCACGAGCUGCCAAAGUACGGAGUGAAAGUAGGCUUGACCAACUACGCUGCUGCCUAUUGCACAGGCUUGCUGCUGGCCCGCAGGGUAUGUAUCUAUUCUGAAAAAUCAGAAUAACAUCUGCACCAGCUUAUUUGACACAGAUUGAGACACAUAAUUUACAAAUAAUGGAAAUUUAGGGUUUUAUAGUAUUAGCUUAAAGUGUAUGUCUGUAAGAGGUGGGAUAUGCAUAUCACCACUUACCCAGUCUGUUUCUGUUUUAGUCCUCAAGUACAAACCUGGGAUUUUGUGUGUAUUAAGACGGCACCAUGCAAAAUGAACUGGGCAAGAAAUAAAUACUGGGUUAGAGAAGAUGGCAGAACGUUGGGUUUGGGGGGGGUGUGUGUCUGUGCUUCUGUCAUUUCAGCAUAUCAGCCACCAGUUAUUCCUUAGUACUUGAUGAAAGUAAAAUUACUUUCGCAGAAUUCUUAUAUCGGUGGAAUUUCUUUACUGCAAGUUUCUAUUUCCCUUCCUCUGUAGCUCUUGUUAUGUUCUCCCACCUUUCAGCCAUGGCUUUAGAGACUUCCUUGCAUUGUAAUGUAGUAGAGGUACGGCAAGCUCAACUUACAUUUAGUAACUUGGAAUUCUCACAUUAGGGUGUUAUCCAAAUGGCAAAUCCCAUGCUGAAAAUGGGCUGGAAAAUGUUUUGCUGACUGUAGUCUCAAAAAGUUGCUUCUGUAGCAUCACUUGUGUGCACUAUUGACUCCUAAAAGAUUGUUGGUGCAUGAGUUAAUGUCUUUAAAAUUAAUACUUUACCAUUCUGGUCACAACUGGCCCUUGGAGUGGGUUGCAAACUGCCUGUCUUUCUGUCUCAUGAUAUGUGCAAUGUUUCACCGAAAGCCUGUUUUGGUCUCCAGUGCAGUAGAUCUGCGAAGAAGAACUUAGACCUGUCUGCCUUGUUCAUUGCAGCUUCUGAACAAAUUUGGCCUUGAUAAGAUCUACGAAGGUCAAGUUGAAGUGACGGGUGAUGAGUAUAAUGUAGAAAGCGUGGAUGGGCAACCUGGUGCCUUUACGUGCUAUUUGGACGCAGGCCUUGCUCGCACUACCACUGGGAACAAAGUUUUCGGUGCUCUGAAAGGAGCUGUGGAUGGUGGUCUUUCCAUUCCACACAGGUAACCUUCCCCCACCCCCCGGGACUGAUAGUUCAAACACUUCCUCUAGAAAUGGAGAUGUUUUUGUUUUGAAAUUUAAAUUCAGUAUAUUUAACUUUCACCAUUGGUGGUGGUGGUGCUUAAUGCUACUUGCUGCAUCUUAAGUCACUUGGCCCUGGGUAUGAUAUUCCCAUUGCGGACUUCACUUGCUGCCUCCUCUCUACCACAGUCUUCCACAUACCAGACGCUCAGAGAUCUGGCUCAUAUGAUAAUUACCACCAUUCAUCACUUUGACAGCAGCAGUAGAUUGUACAAGCAAUACCCGGAAGAGUAAAACAGGUUGUUGUUUCUGCUGCCCUACCAAAGAACCCCUUUAUUACAACGCUCCUUAAUAAUUCACCUUUUUUUUCUUCUUGUCUUCAAUCUGGCUGCUAUGUGAUGAUGUCCCACUGACUUGAACAUGUUGUAGUUGGUCCUUGGCAUGUGUAUGAGAGAGCUCAGUGUUUCAAGACGGGACUGAUGGUGGCUGAAAUUUCUGGCUGGUCUUGACUGAUUUUUGCUUAAGAAAUGCUUUCUCCCAAAUGUUCACGAGGGUUCCUCAAUUCAUGUCUGACAGUACCAAACGUUUCCCUGGUUAUGACUCGGAGAGCAAAGAAUUCAACGCAGAGGUCCACCGCAAGCACAUCAUGGGACAGAAUGUUGCUGAUUACAUGCGUUACUUGAUGGAGGAAGACGAAGAUGCUUACAAGAAACAGUUCUCCCAGUAUAUAAAGAACAACGUGACGCCUGAUAUGGUAAGAUGCUUGAUGUUCACAGUGAUUGAAAAAGCAAGUACUAAGAGUGUGUCUUGUGUUGAACUGAUAUUGCUGGCAAUGGACACUUUUAUGGGAAAAUACUAGCAAGUAUCUGGGAUCUUUCAGAUCUCAGGCCUAGUAUCUUUGUGUUCUGAGCUUUGCACAUCCCUGAAAACAUCUUAUUAAAUAAUGACCUAUCAUUCCAUUUGUAAAUCCACCACAAAUACGUGUCCAGUUUCCUGACUGCUUGUAAAUUCCCUGGUUAACUCCUAAAUUGUCUUUCUUCUGGUGAUUAAAAGGCUCAAAGCUUGCUCAGACCUUUGGAGUUCCUGUUUGAUGAGAGAACAUCUUGAUAGUAGUAGCCUUGGAUUGGGAAGCAGGGGUGCAGAAAGCGCUGGGAAUUCAGUUGGACGUGAGCAGUCAGAGGUGCAUGAAUUCCUUCUUUCUUGCACUGCUAAGUGGAUAUGAGGAAACGAGUCUUAAAUCCAGCCUUGCAGGUGGCCACUCAUCCAGCACCAGCACUCUUGUUGUGAAUCACAGAUAAAAUUGCUGAUAUGCAAGGCUACUUUAAACCACGAGCACUUUGGUUUGUGAUAAAUUUUUAGCAUAAUUUGCCCUUCAGAGGAAAUGCAUUUGUAGUAUUAAGCCAUUUGGUGUACUUGGGAACUCCAGAGCCCCUGUGGAAAUUUUGCUUGCUCGAGUUCAUGGGCUGGUAACCAAGAAACUGUUAGGUUGGCUGCUUCAGAGUGGUUAGGCAGAAGAACAGAUGUCCACACAUUUGCAAAAUCAUAAUUUAUUGUUGAAAGUAAGAUGCAAGUUUCCUAGUUGGAGAUGUUAGUCCCCACCCCCUCCGUUGAUUUGGAGGAGGCUGAAAACCUCUGGACCACAUAGAUCUCUGUUUGUGUGUGUGAAGUUAGAGCCUGACUAAGCUAAUUUUGCUUCUGUGAAGGAAUCAAAAUAUUCAAGUGGCAAAGUGGCUGACCGCUUCUUGUGAGGGAUGUUGGUACUCAAUGGUCAGUGGUCAAUAGUCCCAGCCUGCUUGAGUACUGAAAAUUGUAAAAACUAACUAGUGCUGUGCAUAUGAUGGCUGUUCAUACACAGGUGUUUACUGCCUCCCACUUAUCCCAAAUGUGAAUUUGCCCCAAGUUCCUCUAAUUGUGGGUCUCUUUUAUACGUACUUAAAUGUUGGAAGAAAGGUCAUACGCAUGAACUCCAUAUUGAUUUGUGCAUUCAUUCUGUGUCCUUAUCUAGAAUAAUUCUGGGGUAUGUAGUUAUGACAAUAUUGUAUAUGAGUUAGUUUUAAAACAUUACUUCCUAUAAUACAUUACAGCGCGGGGGUGGGAGUGCCAAGUAAAUUUUGGUCAACAUGUACAAAAUGUAAAACUGAUUUCUAAAAUCCUUAUUUCAGAUGGAAGAACUGUAUAAAAAAGCCCACGCUGGAAUACGUGAAAAUCCAGUCCACGAAAAGAAACCCAAGAGGGAAGUCAAAAAGAAGAGGUGAGAUGGUCAUUUUCUCCUCCUGCAAGAUGAUAUGCCAUAAAGAAAUGUUUGUUACUGAAAGUGCUGUGCCACUGAAACUUUUUGAAAUGCAUUAACACUGACAAUUGGCGAAUACUAGGAUGGGAAGAUUUCUUAGUUUUGUGGCAGGAAUCUGCAUUUUCAGAAACAUUUUUGCUUAUUGGGAAGCUUAGUGUUAAAGCCCUGUGUGCUUUAACAGCUUGGGCUAGAUCGUUUUAGGCUUGAGGGUUGCAUCCAAGCUGCUAAAGCUCCUCCUGUGUUGCAGCCUCCUUCGUGAGCUUGUUCCCGGCAGGAAGUUCUGCCUUUGCAAGCUGGGUGCUGCUUAUGAACCUUAAGAUCUCUGCUUAAUGUAGGUCAAAACAAGAAGGGAUCUUAGAAAUGGCAGUACUGGCAGUUUGAAUAUGAGCAGCUGUAGAACAGAACUGAUAACAAUUCAUUGCAUUUGUUAUCACUUAACAUGUAUUUCAUGGGCUGCUCUUAAUUCGGUUGCAGGAGAAAAGCAGCAGUUCCACUUAGUUCCUAUGAUUGUUCUGGCCUGAUUCUAUAGGCCAGAGGUGUUUUGGCUGCAUUGGUUAUUAGUGUUCUUUGGUAUGACAAACACAGAGUUUUCCAUUCUUGGUUGAAAGUUAAGGACAGUGGUUGCUUAGUUUUCAAGUUAAUAGAACACCUUUUGCUCUGGGAAUGUCAUCUUAACCUUUAAAUCACCUUGUAUCCUACUCUUCUAGGAGUUUUCCACAGGCAUUUGUAAAGCAUUCAAGGGUCCCAGCCAUGUUCAUUUGCCUACCUAGUUUAGUUAGUGGUGAGUGUAAAUCUCACAGAACUUGGAUGUAUUCCUGGUGGACCUGCCAGUCUGUAUUUGGUAUAAAUUAGCAAAUCUAGCAGUGAACACUUGAGUGAUGGAAUGGGGCCAUCUUUCUCUGAGGGUCUUGAAGGGUAUUUGAGGGAGGUGAUCAUAUAUGUGAACAACCUGUGGCUUUAGGGCCACAUGCAAUAUUUGGCUAAAUUUCAAAAGUCCCAGUUAGGUGAUCUUUGGUUCUCAGCACAGCAAACAAGGGCUCCCCAUCUCUGCGCUAUAACCUUGGCCAGAGUUGAGUGAUUUGAAUUAUUUUAUGCAGCCGCAUAAGAAAACUUUCCCCUUCCCUUCCAUGUUAAGACUCACAUCAGGUAGACUUAAAUAUAGUUGGAAAAUUAAGCCACUGCUGAACUGAUAACCCCAGAAAUUGGGGGAGGGGAGGCAGUGACAUGGUAGGUCCUCUGCUGUAAGCAUAUGAUGCAGAGUUAUAAUAAUCCUGCCUUCUGAGGAUGGACUGUAUUGAUGUCAUAUACUUGCUUUUGGAGUCAUAACAUACAGGUAUGUUUAGAAUGAUCUGACAUUCCUGGGAAGAGUGUCACUGCCUCUCAAUACCUGACUAUGUUACAUGGUAAAAUAAGAUAGCCCUGAGUGGCACAGUGAUGGAUUAAAAAGGUAAACAAAAUCAGUGGUAGCCUGUAGAGUGGCACUUUGAAAUAGUAGGUUGAAGUCAAGUUUUUCCUUUAAAAAAAAAAAAAAAGAUUGUUCAUAAGGCUCAUGCCUUAUGCUUGACACAUCAGCAACACUAACCCAAUCUCUUAUUUGCAGGUGGAACCGUCCCAAGUUGUCCCUUGCCCAGAAGAAAGAUCGUGUGGCCCAAAAGAAGGCUAGCUUCCUAAGGGCCCAGGAGCGUGUGGCUGAUAGCUAAGAGGCCUUCCAUAAUUUUCUAUGGAGAUGUCAGAAAAGAGAAUAAACUUAUUGAACCAAUGUUGUAAGCAUUGACUUACUGAUGCUACAUCAUAGCUGCUGUUGGAUAACUGAACACCUGCUGGCUUCUUCUUUUUACCUGCUUUAUUCUUUUAUUUAAAAUACAGAUUCCAUCCCUUUGCAUUUA